Cercopithifilaria johnstoni is the source of this 4386-nucleotide messenger RNA. The record is from the annotation of a GenBank genome assembly. NCBI's taxonomy places the organism in Eukaryota, Metazoa, Nematoda, Chromadorea, Rhabditida, Onchocercidae.
AUGAGUUCUACGUCAGAAAUACUCACCCCACAGACGGAACUGCUCAGAAUAUGUCGACGAGUUACCGAGGGACAGCUAGCACCAGAUGCUGCCCAUAACAUUAUUCGAACACUUAUGAAAACUGUUGAUAACAUUCCUAGUUUGCUAGUGGAUGUUUUGGCAGUUGUGGAUCUGGAAUUGAGCACCGAGAAAAAGAGUGAAGAAUGUCGGAAAUGUUUCUUGGAAUUCAUAUCACAUCUGACUGACCGGAUUGUUGUUGACGACGUGCUGAAAUGUGAGUUGGAUAUAUUGGGUGCCAAUGAGCAGACGACACGAUCACGAGUUGUAAAAACAAAAACCAGGCUUUUUUUCAAGCAAGUGAAAUUCAAUUUAUUACGUGAGGAAAGCGAAGGUUAUGCGAAGCUAAUAACAGAGCUUCUUGAUAAUCCUUCCCUCACUGUGUCAAAGGCCUUAAGUCGACUUUACCACUUAACUGGGCAAUUUAACUUGGAUCCAAACCGAGUAAUUGAUAUCAUUCUUGAAUGUUUUGAAUCGACAUUGGAGCGACGCAAGUUUUUUGUUGAUUUGUUAACCGAAUUCAAAGCGAGUGGUGAUGAUAUAUGCAGCAUUCUAGGAUUUAAAUUUACCUUUUAUCAGUUUCAGCGUUCCGGUAGUACUCCGGCAUCGCUUUACAGAGUAGCAGCUGCUUUGUGUGACGAAAGAGUUAUCGAUUUGUUGUCACUAUGCACAUUUUUGUCCCCAAAACUAGAAGACUUGAUGAAUGAUCACAAAAUUCGUGUCGAGCGAGACGGAAAAUUAGCUAAAAAAAGUGAAAUCAUCUCUACUGGUAUGGUAUCAGUAGACCCACGAGUUUCUUCAGCAACGGCAGCUGGAUAUGCAGACGAUAACACUACCAUUGCAGGCGUAUCGUUUGCUUCCGUAUUAGCCAUGCAAAAUACAGAUGAUGUAAAACUAAUCGAUGAAAAAGACAGCGAUGAUGCUGUACUUGCAAAAAAUCAGAAGCUUGGCUUGACGUUUGCUUUAUUAGAAGGAAGUGCUUGGCAGUUUGCUAAACAGAUGCUCGACAGAUUUCCCGAAUUCUACGCUGUCAAUGCCUCACGUUCUAUAGCCCUCUCUAUUGCUGAUCUAUUGGAACGAUCUACUGAUGACUUUUAUCAAGAAAAAUCCAGAUUUGCUUUGGGUGACACCGGUACAUUCAGUUUAGGUUCAUCAUUGGCCCAAACUCAUUCUCUCGAGAUUGUUGGUAGCUGGUCAGAGCUGGUCUCUGUUGUUCUUCCUGUUUUGGCAUAUCUUGGCCCGCAUAUUGCUUAUCGGCCCAAAGCAGCUGUAAAACUAGUACGGUUGAUGGCACUGUUUUUUGAAGAACGAGAGAAAGAUCCUACUUGGGCACAAACAGCCCAUACAGAUAGUGUAUGCAAUGCGCUGAUCGAUGCAAUCGAUGAAACUCUAGUACCAGCAUUGUCCUUGGCAAAUGGCAAUUUUGCAUAUUCACAAGAGCUGUGGAAGUUACUAAGCCAUUUAUCAUAUACGGUACGGUAUCGGACAUAUGCACGGUGGAAAACAGUGCAUACCUUGCGUCAUCCUCAAAUUAACAUUUGUCGAGGAAGCACUUUUGGUAUGACGAGAUAUGUGCUGAAACGUUUAUCGAAGGAAACGGUGCGCAUGAUGGGCCGUCAGUUAGGAAAGCUGUGCCACGUACAUCCUGCAGUUGUUUUCGAUUACAUUUUAGAUCAGAUUCAAACAUUCGAAAAUCUUAUUGAGCCGGUAGUUGAAUCGAUACGUUUUUUGAGUGAUCUGGAAUUUGACGUGCUUUCGUUCUGUAUCAUCGAGCAUCUAGCAGCUCCGGAUAAGCAACAACUUAAGGCAUCAGAUGGAUCUCUUUCUCCAUGGUUGCAAUCACUUGCCACUUUUGUUGGAAAUGUAUUUUUAAAAUAUAACAUUGAAUUGACGGGAGUUUUACAAUAUGUAGCGAAUCAGUUGAAAAAUAAUAAAAGCUUUGAUUUACUGGUCCUGCGAGAAAUUAUACAAAACAUGUCCGGCAUUGAAUCUACGACGGGAUUAACAGCAGAUCAAUUGGAAGCACUUGCUGGAGGUGAUACGCUGAGGCAGGAGGCAGGCUCUUUCUCAACGUUUCGCACAAACAGACGUGCUAUAUUACGCCUUCGUGAUGCACUGUUCAAAGAACAUCUCAUCGUGGGUCUAUCCAUACUGACUGCUCAACAGCGUCAGUGUAUAGUGUAUUCUGAAUCACCAGACAUACCCCUAAAGCUUGCUGGUCAAAUGCUCGACCAGUGCCAAGAAACUUUGAUUCAAUUUGGUUCUUUCCUGCGUACAAAUGUACGACAAGAAGAUUACUGUAAUCGGAUGCCCUCUGUUUGGGAACUCAUCGGUCGUUUUCAUCUUCCUGUAGAUGCAGCCUUUUUUAUCUCGAGACCAACAUUCAUGCAUCGCGUCUAUAGUAAUUUUGACAAAAGCCGCAAGUCACUUCGUGAAUCAGAUGGAAGCAAAAUGAAAUUGGACUCUAGCCGCAAGUCAGCCUUGUUUCGAAAUGCUUUCGAUGAAAUGAUUGAAGAGUUGGAGUCAAGUCUUCGAUCUCUCUUACCUGAUUUUAUUUGGGCAGACAUUUCAUCCAAGAUAUUUACAAUUUUCUGGGUUCUAUCCAUGUACGAUAUUUCUGUUCCGAAAACCACGUAUGAACGAGAAUUGCAGCGUGUUCGCAGAUCUUUGGCUCUUGUUGCUGAGAAUACUGAAAUUAGUAAAACAAAAAGAGCAAAAGAAGAAGAACAGUUGCGUAACGUGGAGAAAAAGUUAACCGAUGAGUUGAAGAAACAAAGUGAUCAUGUAGAACGCAUCUUAAAUAUUUUGAGGCACGACAAGGAGUUAUUAUUUGCUGAUUGUAGCCCAAAGCUUCGCGGUACGCAAAUGGCACGCUUUCUUCAACAUUGUAUUUUGCCGCGUGCGGUCUUCACUGAUAUGGAUGCUGCAUUCUGCGCUCACUUCAUUCUUUUGCUUCAUCAGCAGCGAACUGGCUUCUUCCAAACUGUCUUUUUCUUUGAUAAGCUAUUCAAUGACAUUGGUGCUAUACUGGCUACGCUAACCGAGAAUGAGGCAAAUUGUUUGGGACGAUUUCUGGCACUUGUGCUUGAGACUGUACAACAUUGGCAUGGCGACAAAGCAGUUUUCGAUAAGGAAUGUUAUCGCUUCCCCGGCUUCAUGACCAAAUUGCAUAUGAGAAAUCCCGAAGCAACAAGUACCGAGAGUAUUAGUGAUGGGAUGAACUACGAAUCAUACAGAACUCUGUGUCACAAAUGGCAGUACAGGAUGACUCGAUCAUGUCUCGGAAUUUUGGAUGGUUCAAAUUAUGUAAUGAUGAGGAAUUGUUUAAUUGUCAUGAUUAAGAUGUUGGCAUAUUUCCCGCUAAUCGAAAAUCAUAUCGCAAACAUUGAAAGGACCGUGAACAAAGUGCAUGAUAUGGAGAAAGGUCGUAGAGACGACCUUUCUUUGAUGGCCGCCUCAUAUGCAGGUCAUUUACGAAUGCGCAAAACACAUACAUACACCGAAUCACAAUUCCAUAAUCGGCUGACUGAUGUGACAAAAAAGACAACACGUGCAGGUGCAACGAAGAAUGUAAAUGGAACUACAAAUGUAAAAGUUGGAACAAAAAGUUCAGCCAUAGAAAUCACUGACUUAAGUAAGCAGAAAAAUUCGGCUGAAGGAAAUGCUGUUGAACCUCGAAGGCCGGCUAACGUAGGAGCGGAGCUACGUAAAGUCCCAGUUACAGGCGAUGAAAAACGGAAAUUCUCGGAACCACCGGCUGCUGAAUUCAUAGCAAAGAAAAAACUAAAAAUUCCCGAUGGAGAGGAUCGACCUCAAAUUCAAACUCAAAGAGGCAACGAGGAACCGCAAUUACGUCGUAGUGAAACUAGAAAGGAAGGACACCGUGAAAAGGAAGAGCUGAAAAUGGAAGAGGGUGAAGUGGGUUCACCAUCUCCAAAUUCGCAUUCUGAAAUUCUUUCAUCUCACAAGAAAACUCGAAGUAAUAAAGGAGUGGAAGACGAAGCACCGAGGAGAGAGAAAGAGAGGACGAGAACAGAAGAGAAAAGGGAACGUAAGCGAGAAUCUGUCACAUCGGCUUUGACCCGUGGAAAGGUUAAGACUCCGGAGGAUCAUCUAAAAACGCGGGAGAGAGCAUGGAAGCGACCUGCAGAAUCGAUGGAUAGCGACGGAAAUGCAAAAGUAGCGCGGAAUGAGGGUAGCAGUGGCCCAGACAGGAGUGCGGAAUCGAAGAGUACGAAAUCCUCCGAAAUGUCGCCAUCCACUCGUACAACGCGGCACAGACGUGAUCCACAUCGGACAACAGCAGUAAACCAUGAUCGUUCGAGAUAG